AGAAGUAACAAAUUCGAAAUUUUUACAAAAGAAGAAAAUCUAAACCCUAACAAGGUUUAAGAGUCUUUAAUCCUUACAAGUUCCUCUCUGCUUUAAAAAUCGAAAAUCCAGCAUAUUAGUGUGAUUGUUGUUGCCGCGCGUUCUGCUUCUACUAUUCUCUGUCAUGGGAGCUCCGAAACGACGCCGCAGCUCAAAGGACGAGGAGAAACUCACCGCUAAGCUGAGGAAAACAGGGAAACAUGGAGUGCCCGCAGGAAAGUUACAUGAAGAGGAGCAGGUAGAUGAACAUUUUGAGAGCGAAGGAGCCGAAUUGGCUGCCAACACAAAGCAGCUGACAGUCUACGAUAGUUUAUUGAAGAAAUUGGGUACACGGAAUAUUUCUGUUGCAGACGCGCUUAGAAGAAGGCAAAGAGAAGAACAAGGGGAAAGUGAUACAGAUGAAGAUGAAGAUGAAGAUGAGGAUGAAGACGAAGACGAAGACAGUGAUCCAGAAUCCAUUGACGAGUUGGAAGGAAAGGCUGAUGAUGAUGAAGACGACGACGAUGAUGGAGAUGAUAGUAUGUCACCUAGGCAUGACAUUGUUGGAAAAGAUAAGGACCAUGUGGAACUGAGUGAAGAUGCUGGGGUAGAUGAUUAUGAUGCAACGUCUGACUCAGAUGAAGAAGCCACAUCAGUAGCAAAUGAUCAAGCCCUUUCAGAUGCAUCUUCAGUUACAAGCAACUUUGACAAUCAUUUGAGUUACAAACUGGUAUCCACCGAGGUUGAUUCUUUAUUGAGAAGGAAAUGGAAGUACACAUGGAAGAUGCCAGCUAUUAACAUGUCAAAUUGUCAUUGGAAAGGAACAGGAGAAUGCUCUAUUAAGGAUCUGGAAACAAAUUCUCUUUCUGGUCUCAAGCCUAGGUUAUACAAGCAUUGGUUGGAAAGCUGCAAGGCAUCAAGCAGCAGUGAAUGUCAUCAAUCUAAACUAAGAUCAUUUUUUUCGAUCUGCAGCAACUAUUAUGAUAUCAUGCACUGUAACAAGAAGCCUUUUUACCUCAAAGGAUUGGAAGAAGAUUCAAACGUCAUGGAUGCGUACCUCAUGCAUUCGUUGAAUCAUGUCUUUAAAAGCAAGGAUCUUAUGGUAAAAAAUGAAAGGAAGUUGAGUAAGAAUCAAGUAAGUGUCGAGUGCCAAAGCGGUGAUGAUGACGCUUACAGGGAUCGUGGCUUUACUCGUCCUAAGGUUCUGAUCCUGUUGCCUCUAGCGGGCAUCAUGCGCAGGGUUGUCAAGAGGUUGAUACAGUUAACUCCGACCAAACAUAAGGCGACUGUGGAAAAUUUGGAAAGAUUUUGUGAAGAGUUUGGUUCUGGACGGACUGAGAACAAGGAUGAAGAUGAUGAUCUAGAGAUCCCUAAACUCAGAACGUCUGGAAAACCACCUGACUUCCAGUCACUUUUUGGCAGUGGUGAUGACAACAACGACCACUUCAUGAUUGGCAUAAAGUAUACCAACAGGGGUAUGAAGUUGUAUGGUGAUUUCUAUACUUCAGACAUCAUUAUUGCAUCUCCUCUCGGCUUGAUCACUAAAAUUGGGGAGGCAGAAGCUCAAAAGGAAAAAGAUGUUGAUUAUCUUUCUUCCAUAGAAAUCUUAAUCAUUGACCAUGCAGAUGUUAUGUUGAUGCAGAAUUGGUCCCAUGUAAAUACUGUUGUUGAACAAUUGAAUAAGCUGCCAUGUAAGCAGCAUGGAACUGAUGUUAUGCGCUUAAGACCAUGGUAUCUAGAUGGACAAGCACGUUUCUAUCGGCAGACAGUAAUUUUAGGUUCUCAUACAAAUCCAGAAAUGAAUGCCUUGUUUAAUCAGCAUUGCCUUAACUACCGAGGAAAGGUUAAAUUGGAGUGCUCAUAUAAAGGUGUUCUUCCAAAAAUAUUAAUUCAAGCGCGACAGAUCUAUGAGCGUUUUGAUAUAGAAUCAAUAGUGGAAGCUGACAAUGCCCGUCUGAAAUAUUUCUGUGAAAAGGUCUUCCCCAAGAUAAAAGAUUCUGUUCAGGAUGGAGUGAUGAUUUUUGUCAGCUCUUACUUUGAGUAUGUCCGACUUAGGAAUUAUUUGAAAUCUCAGUCUGCUUCAGUCUGCUUGUUUGGAGAGUAUAUAAAGCGAAAUGAGAUUUCUCAUGUCAGGGGUGAGUUUUUCAGAGGAGAAAAGAAAAUUAUGCUCUACACUGAGCGAGCCCAUUUCUAUUACAGAUACAAGAUUCGCGGUGUGAAGAAUUUGAUAAUUUACUCCUUGCCAGAGAGAAAAGAAUUCUACCCACAGAUAGUUAACUUUCUGGAAGAGUCUGAUAGCAUGAAUUGCAGAGUAUUGUUUUCUCGUUUGGAUAAUCUCCGGCUUGAGAGAAUAGUUGGAUCUGCUGCUGCAAAAAGGAUGAUCGACUCAGAUAAAGGAGUGUUUGUUUUUGCUUAGAAUUUGUUUCAAGAUGCAGAGAUCAUCACAAGUGGCAUGUUACCUUAUCUUCGAGAUUUCAUAUUGUUCAAGAAAAUUUGGAGCGAGUGCUUCAAGUUGUGAAUGGAUUUGAGUUUGAUGUAUCACCAAUGAGUUCCCUUAGCAGCGUUGAAGUUUUUCGACUUCGACUUUGCACAAUUUUGAGACAUGCAUAUUACUACUUUGUAAUUUUUAGAGUCAUAUUUCAAAUAACCUUGUAUUCCAUUCGUCCAAUAAAAAUAGUCACAUUUUUUUUA
This is a messenger RNA of Salvia miltiorrhiza (redroot sage), 2709 nucleotides long. RefSeq names its product protein NUCLEOLAR FACTOR 1-like. The coding region runs from base 164 to 2434 and encodes 756 amino acids. The transcript has 24 exons. Gene Ontology annotation, biological process: maturation of SSU-rRNA from tricistronic rRNA transcript (SSU-rRNA, 5.8S rRNA, LSU-rRNA). NCBI's taxonomy places the organism in Eukaryota, Viridiplantae, Streptophyta, Magnoliopsida, Lamiales, Lamiaceae. Gene Ontology annotation, cellular component: nucleolus; small-subunit processome. Gene Ontology annotation, molecular function: rRNA binding; U3 snoRNA binding. The record is from RefSeq and is a predicted model, not a curated record.